UGGAAGCUCUCCAUGUGACCUGGGCUGUGACGUGUCUCCGGGGUUUCCGGCCAUGGCGGCGGCCGGCUGCGCUCCCCGUGCGCCGUUUACCGGCUGCAGUCCGGCCGGCAGGCGACACCCAUCGAGCCGGACUGAGGUCUGGACUCUACCGGAUCGUUCACGCUCCAAAACCGCAGCGCGAAGAGGGCGCAGGGCACCGGAACGUCCGCGUGCAGCCCGCUCUGACCAAAUAUGGGCUUCCUGCCGCUCUCCCCGCCAUAUUUGGAGAUGUACGUCACGCAGGAGUCUAUAUAAAGCCGGGAAUCCUCAGUGAAGGAAGCUGACAGAGCUCAAGUCCAAGUUGUCAGCAUCCACACGUGAAACACCAACCGGAAACAAACACUUCCCGAUGACUUCACGCACGGAGGUCCUCACGGAACCGCUGUCUUCUCCACCCGGACCCCGGAGCUGAAGACCCUCCAGCAUUGGCUUCCUCCGAGCCUCACCGCCCCCAGCAGCAGCGUCAGCCCGUCCGGAGCGCGUCUCCGCCGGGUGCAGGAGCGGAGCCCGGCUCGGUGCCCCAGCAGGAACAGCCCGGUGCUCAGGAGCUCCAGCAGCGGCCGAGCUCCACACCCGCCGCCGCCGCCGCCGCCUCUCGCUCUUCUUCUUCCAGAGAGAUGGCAGCGACCAAAGCGGAGCUGCUCCUGUCCGCCCUGCAGAUCUCCGAGCCUCUGGCCGGCUUCCCGCCUCUGUCCCCGCUGGACGGCUGCUCGACGCUGGAGGAGCUGCAGAUGCUGCUGCAGAGCGCCGCGGCGGGAGGCUCGCUGCUGGGCGGGGAGCCCGGGGAGUACGGAGACUCUCUAUCGGAGCUCCCGGAGCUGCAGAGCCUCCCCCCCCUCACCCCCCGCCUCACCCCUCUGGCCUACAGCGGCCGCUUCACCUUCGAGCCGUCCGCCUCCGUCCCCAGCGGCGGUGGCGGCCUGUGGGCGGAGCCUCUCCUCAGCCUGUUGACGGGGUUGGUCAGCAUGGCGGCUCCUCCCCCUGCGGCCUCAUCGGUGACAUCAUCAUCGCUGUCCCAGCCGAGCUUCAGCUCCGUCCAGAUCAGCUGUGGCUGCGGUGACGUCGCCUCCGUCUUCUCUGCGACGCCGACGUACACCACCGCCGCCGGCUCCGACCUCCUCCUCGCCCCCGCCGACCCCCAGCCGGCCUUCCAGGGCCCCCCUCCCGCCUACCCCACCUCCGCCUCCAGACUCAGCCUCCAGCCGCCCCCCCUGGUGGUGCCGAUGCUCCCGGACUACCUCCUGUCGCAGCAGCAGCCGCAGGACGGCGAGCUCGGCCAGGACCAGAAGCCGGUGCUGUCGCAGAGCCAGAACCCGUCGCAGCCUCCGCUCACGCCGCUCUCCACCAUCAAAGCCUUCUCUUCGCAGAACCAGACGCAGCCUCAAGGCUCCGCCUCUGGCCCCGCCUACCAGGCCCAGCUCACCACAUCCGGCCGGAUCACGAAGUCCCCCGCGGGCCGGCAGUGCAAGACGCCGCCACACGAGCGUCCGUACGCCUGCCCCGCCGACGGCUGCGACCGCCGUUUCUCCCGCUCCGACGAGCUGACGCGCCACGUGCGCGUGCACACGGGUCAGAAGCCGUUCCAGUGCCGCAUCUGCAUGCGGAGCUUCAGCCGCAGCGACCACCUGACCACGCACAUCCGCACGCACACCGGCGAGAAGCCGUUCGCCUGCUCCGAGUGCGGGCGCAAGUUCGCCCGCAGCGACGAGCGCAAGAGGCACGGCAAGAUCCACCAGAGGCAGCGGGACAGGAAGGCCGACGCCUCCUCCUCCGCUCCCAUCCCCAUCAGCAAGCCCCCCGCCUACUGCUCCCCUCCCACCUCCUCCCACUCCUCCCCCGCUCACAGCUCCUCUUCCCCCGCCGCCUCGCUCUUCCCCUCCUCCUCCUCCUCCUUCUCCUCCCUCGGCAUGCAGGCCGCCUCCCCCUGCUUCACCUCCUCACCGCCCCCCCACCUCUACUCCUCCUCCUCCUGCUCCUCUCCGAUGGGGAGUCCUCAGUCGGCGCUCCCCUCCCCCCACAGCUCCAGCAUCUGCUGACAGACAGGAAGUCCUGUCCCAUCGUGACCUCUGACCCCAGACUGAAACUCUAACAUAUCUGCCGUCCACGCAGACAUCGAACUGUAGUGACGAGGUCAAAGGUCAGCAGACGGCUCCGACGGCGUCGGCUGGAUGAGAUGAACUUUAACCUUCGGCGGUGAAUAAAAACUCUCAGAACCAAACUUCAUAGAGAAAACGUCUGAAUUUAGGAGACGUCAGAUUCACCGCUUGUAAAGCGUUUCGUGUAUGAAUGAAUGUAAAUAGUUUUCUACAUAAUGUUUACAUGUAGUAUUGUGUACCAACGUGAACACGUACACAGUUUCACCUACUGCGUAGGUCCUGGGACGUUUGUAUGUUUACAUGCAGGUUUGAUUUUAUACUGAACGUGUUUCCUCUUUACAGCGAAGAGCUGCAAGAAUAAAAAGUCCAAAUCCUG
Molecule: messenger RNA, 2511 nt
Organism: Siniperca chuatsi (mandarin fish)
Lineage: Eukaryota; Metazoa; Chordata; Actinopteri; Centrarchiformes; Sinipercidae
Product: early growth response protein 1-like
Exons: 2
Coding region: 657-2075 (472 amino acids)
Biological process (GO): regulation of transcription by RNA polymerase II
Molecular function (GO): DNA-binding transcription factor activity, RNA polymerase II-specific; RNA polymerase II cis-regulatory region sequence-specific DNA binding
Source: RefSeq, a predicted model, not a curated record